Messenger RNA from Dujonia railenensis, 609 nucleotides. Lineage: Eukaryota; Fungi; Ascomycota; Pichiomycetes; Serinales; Debaryomycetaceae. The record is from the annotation of a GenBank genome assembly.
AUGAGAGACGGGGCCCCAAUGGAAGACCAAAAUAACCAAGUAGCUCUUAAGAUUGGUCUUAUUGGAGAUUCGCAGAUAGGUAAAACAUCACUCAUGGUGAAAUAUGUUGAAGGCUCGUUUGACGAAGACUACAUUCAAACAUUGGGAGUUAACUUCAUGGAUAAGAAAAUCCACAUUAGAAAUACUACGAUAACUUUCUCCAUUUGGGAUCUCGGCGGACAAAAGGAAUUCAUAAAUAUGUUACCCUUGGUAUCGAACGAUGCAGUUGCUAUAUUGUUUAUGUUUGACUUGACUAGAAAAUCUACAUUGAACUCCAUCAAAGAAUGGUACAGGCAAGUCAGGGGUUUCAACAAGACAGCCAUUCCAUUUUUGGUAGGAACCAAGUAUGAUCAGUUUAUUGAUCUAAGCUUCCAAGAUCAGACAGAGAUUACUCAACAGGCCAUGAAGUACGGGAAUGCCAUGAAGGCACCAGUUAUAUUCCUGUCUACUAGCCACUCUAUCAACGUUCAAAAGAUAUUUAAGAUAGUGUUGUCCAAAGCGUUCGAUUUGAAGUUGAAUUUGGAUGAAAUUGUGAAUACAGGGGAGCCAAUACUUGUAUUCAAACAAUAG